GUUACAAAAACCUUUCUCAAAGACAGAGGAGAUUUUUCUCUGGGAAAUUGCAAACAAGAACAGGCCCUGCAGGAUAAGACUCACCACCAUGCUAGCCUCAGUUGUGUUUUGGGGACUUGUUGCCCUCAUUGGCACUUCCAGGGGCUCACACCCUUUCACUCACUCCACGAACCCUCACCUGCAUCCUCACUUGUACCAUGGUUGCUAUGGAGACAUCAUGACCAUGGAGACCUCUGGGGCCCCCUGUGAUAUAAGCAAUUUGAUGAACUGUGGGGUCCAUGGUUCAGAAAUGUUUGCGGAGAUGGAUUUGCGGGCCAUAAAGCCUUACCGCAUCCUCAUCAAAGAAGUGGGGCAGAGACACUGCAUCGACCCCUCUAUCAUUGCAGCCAUCAUUUCCAGAGAAAGCCACGGUGGAGCUGUCCUGCAAGACGGCUGGGACCACAGGGGACAGAAAUUUGGCUUGAUGCAGCUUGACAAACAAAUUUACCAUCCUAUUGGUUCCUGGGACAGCAAAGACCACCUUCUGCAGUCUGUUGGAAUUUUAGCAGACAGAAUUAAGGCAAUCCAGAGAAAAUUUCCUACAUGGAAUGAUGCUCAACACCUCAAAGGUGGUCUGACUGCCUUUAAGUCAGGAAUGGAAACCGUUGUCACUCCUGAAGACAUAGAAACUGACUUUAUCAAUGAUCUUAUUGCCCGAGCUAAGUUCUACAAAAGACAUGGCUUCUAG
Nannospalax galili (Upper Galilee mountains blind mole rat) is the source of this 727-nucleotide messenger RNA. RefSeq names its product lysozyme g2 (gene Lyg2). The coding region runs from base 89 to 727 and encodes 212 amino acids. Gene Ontology annotation, cellular component: extracellular region. Gene Ontology annotation, biological process: peptidoglycan catabolic process; defense response to Gram-positive bacterium. NCBI's taxonomy places the organism in Eukaryota, Metazoa, Chordata, Mammalia, Rodentia, Spalacidae. Gene Ontology annotation, molecular function: lysozyme activity. The record is from RefSeq and is a predicted model, not a curated record. The transcript has 6 exons.